AUGUGCAUAUCAACAACAAUUAUCGUAUUUAUAUCAUUUUUUCUAACUUUUAAAUUUCUACUACUAAUAAUAUUAGGUGGUCAACAAGAGUGCACUUGGAUAUGUGUUCCUAAUGGACAACAAAUAACAACAGACUCUGCUCCAGUUACAACUGCAGCUGGAUCUACAUUCCCUCCAAGAUUUAAUUCGACUGCCGCUGGUGCAUCAAAUAAUUCAGGAAAACUUCAAUAUUCUCAUAUAGGUCUAGCCUUUUUAACUUUUAUAGUUAUUACAAUUGUCCAUUAG
Molecule: messenger RNA, 285 nt
Organism: Heterostelium album PN500
Lineage: Eukaryota; Evosea; Eumycetozoa; Acytosteliales; Acytosteliaceae
Exons: 3
Coding region: 1-285 (94 amino acids)
Source: RefSeq, a predicted model, not a curated record